Rosa rugosa (rugosa rose) is the source of this 1317-nucleotide messenger RNA. RefSeq lists its product as uncharacterized. The transcript is spliced from 4 exons. NCBI's taxonomy places the organism in Eukaryota, Viridiplantae, Streptophyta, Magnoliopsida, Rosales, Rosaceae. Gene Ontology annotation, molecular function: protein dimerization activity. The record is from RefSeq and is a predicted model, not a curated record. The coding region runs from base 1 to 1317 and encodes 438 amino acids.
AUGAGGAAAUUCACCGGCAACAAGGAGAUUAUUAAGCCGGCAGUUACAAGGUUUACCACAUCUUUUCUCUCUCUUCAAAGUUUAUAUAAGCAAAAGGAGGCUCUUAUUAGUAUGUUUUCAUCAAAAGAUUGGUAUGAAUGUGGAUCUCCAAAACAUAAGGAUGCUUAUGAGGUGAGGAACUGGAUCAUUCGUGACACAAGUUUUUGGAACCAUGUUGCUUAUUGCAUAAAGAGUGUCUUGCCCCUUGUUUGUGUCUUAAGAGAGGUUGAUUCGGAAGUGAGACCCGCCAUGGAAUUUAUCUAUGAGUUGAUGGAUGCCGCAAAAGAUAAGAUUGCAAGUAAUCUUGGAAAUGUGGAAGCAAAGUAUGGACUGAUUUGGAGGAGAAUAAAUAAUAGAUGGAGUCCACAACUUCAUCAACCAUUGCAUACGGCGGGUUAUUACUUGAACCCUCAAUUCCGAUAUGAAGACAACUUUAAAAAUACCGAGCAUGUGAAGAAGGGUUUGGAAGAGUGCAUGGAUAGGAUGCUAGUUGGUGAGGCUCAUGUCGCAGCGGAAAUACAAUUGAAUUUAUAUAAGCGAAAGCUUGGGGAAAAAUAUGGGACACAAACACCGGAGUUGAUGGAUUUUGCUACUCGGGUCCUUUCCCUUUCUUGUAGUGCAUCGGGGUGUGAGAGGAAUUGGAGUACUUUUGAAAUGAUUCAUACCAAAAAGAGGAAAAGACUUGAGCACAAGAGGAUGUAUGCUUUAGUUUAUGUGAAAUAUAAUAUUGCUCUAAAAGAUAGGACUUUGAAAAGGAAUGCUACAAUGACCGAUCCUAUAGUAGUGGAAGAAAUUGAAUAUGAUGAUGAAUGGAUAACAGAGAUAGAGGAUCCGGUUCUUUCCGCCGAUCCACAUUGGCUUGAGGACAAUAUGGAAGAUCUAACAUUGAAUGAUGAGGCGGUAAGAAAUGUGCCAAUUGGUACAUAUCAAAGUACCCUAAUUGAUAGAGAGCCUCCUCCUCGUGUGCAUUCUCCUCCUCGUGAGUCUACUCCUCCCCAUGAGCCUACUCUUUCUCUUGGUGAGCCUAUUGUUUUAUACAAAAGGAAAUCUAGUGAAGGAGCAUGUUCAAGUAAAAGAAAGGCUCCAAGGAAAUCAAUGCGUCUUGAUGAUAUUACGGAUGAUGGUAUUAGAAUUAAUCCAUAUGAUGACACCAAUCCUCUCUUCGAGCACCAUGGUGAUGAUAGUGAUGAAGGUGAUAGUGAUGGUGGUGAUAGUUUGGGUGAAGAUAGUUUGGAUGGUGAUCUUCUAAUUGAUGAGGAUGAUGGUUUCCAACGAUGA